This is a messenger RNA of Mucor mucedo, 658 nucleotides long. RefSeq names its product thioredoxin-like protein. The coding region runs from base 141 to 599 and encodes 152 amino acids. Lineage: Eukaryota; Fungi; Mucoromycota; Mucoromycetes; Mucorales; Mucoraceae. The transcript is spliced from 4 exons. The record is from RefSeq and is a predicted model, not a curated record.
CCCCAAUCUACCGCUGGGUGCUUAUCAACCAGAAACGUAGGACUGCUUUUUGUUUUUUUUCCAGUCUAAACAUUAUUGUAUCUCCCUGCAACACAACCUGGUUUAUUUUUUCUUGUUUCCCUUACAUUUUUUUUUAUACCAUGAGUUUCCUCCGUGCUGUCACCAAGACCUCUGCUUUCUUGCGUCCUACCGUUCAAUUGCGUACACCCGCUGCUUCUUUGUAUGCUCGUUGGAUUUCCACCGAAAUGAAGAACCGUUUAGACAAGGAUAUCAAAUCCAACGAUGUUGUCUUAUUCAUGAAGGGUACACCUGAUCAACCUAUGUGUGGUUUCAGUCGUGCUACAGUUCAAAUUAUGCAAGUUCAAGGUGUCGAUUUCGAUAAAAAGGUUAAUGCAUACAAUGUUUUGGAAGAUGCUGAAUUAAGAGAUGCCAUCAAGGAAUACUCUGAAUGGCCUACUAUUCCUCAAGUUUACAUUAAGGGUGAAUUCGUGGGUGGUUGUGAUAUCUUAUUAAACAUGCAUCAAUCCGGCGAUCUUGAAGAUUUACUUGUCAAGAACGAAAUUAUUGAAGCUGAGGAAGAAGAGGAAGAGAAGAAAUAAAAAGAAAAAAAGAUUCUUAUUUUAGUAAAAAAGUGUAUAUUAUAUGACCAAAAAAAAAA